This is a messenger RNA of Drosophila ficusphila, 4285 nucleotides long. It is a transcript of the gene ry, whose product is annotated as xanthine dehydrogenase. The transcript is spliced from 5 exons. The record is from RefSeq and is a predicted model, not a curated record. Gene Ontology annotation, molecular function: iron ion binding; FAD binding; 2 iron, 2 sulfur cluster binding. The coding region runs from base 200 to 4213 and encodes 1337 amino acids. Lineage: Eukaryota; Metazoa; Arthropoda; Insecta; Diptera; Drosophilidae.
CAUUCAUUACGUUUUCGUCAACAGUUCGAGGCGGUUGUGUUUUUAAAUUCGACGGGCGCCCGAGUUUCUCGGGUCUAAUUUUUUUAAAACUUGUUUUCGUUUUACAUUCUAAGAACGAACCUGCCAUAUAUGUAAACGAGUCGUAAUUGCAGGCUGACACUUAUAUAGGCAUUGGUACCGAGAGAUACUGAAAAGUGCGAUGUCUGUCAAUAAAUCAACCUCGACUCUUGUGUUUUUCGUGAAUGGAAAAAAGGUGACUGAAGUGAGUCCGGAUCCGGAAUGCACGCUGCUCACGUACCUCCGUGAAAAGCUCCGCCUCUGCGGCACCAAGUUGGGAUGUGCAGAGGGAGGCUGUGGAGCCUGCACCGUGAUGGUGUCCCGCCUGGAUCGUCGGGCCAACAAAAUCCGUCACCUGGCGGUGAAUGCAUGUCUCACUCCGGUUUGUGCGAUGCACGGAUGUGCGGUGACCACGGUGGAGGGCAUAGGGAGUACCAAGACCCGACUGCAUCCGGUGCAGGAGCGACUGGCCAAGGCACAUGGCUCCCAGUGCGGAUUCUGCACUCCGGGCAUCGUGAUGUCCAUGUACGCCCUCCUCCGGAAUGCGGAGCAACCAUCGAUGCGGGACUUGGAGGUGGCCUUCCAGGGGAAUCUUUGCAGAUGCACUGGCUACCGACCGAUUCUCGAGGGUUACAAGACCUUCACCAAGGAGUUCACCUGCGGAAUGGGUGAGAAGUGCUGCAAGGUGAAUGGGAAUGCAUGUGCUUCCGAUACGGAUGACACACUCUUCGAACGGAGUGAAUUCCAACCACUGGAUCCCAGCCAGGAACCGAUCUUCCCACCGGAGCUCCAACUAAAUGAAGCCUUUGAUUCGGAGAGCUUGGUUUUCAGUUCGGAGAGGGUCACCUUUUAUCGUCCCACGAAUUUGGAGGAGCUCCUCCAACUGAAAGCCCAACAUCCUGCUGCCAAAUUGGUUGUUGGCAACACAGAAGUGGGCGUGGAGGUCAAGUUCAAGCACUUCCUGUAUCCCCAGCUCAUAAAUCCCACCCAAGUAAAGGAACUAUUGGAGAUUAAGGAAACCCCUGAUGGAAUUUACUUUGGAGCCGCUGUGAGUUUGAUGGAAAUAGAUGCUCUCCUUCGGCAGAGAAUCGAAGAAUUACCCGAAACGGAAACCAGAUUGUUCCAAUGCACCGUGGAUAUGCUUCAUUAUUUCGCCGGAAAGCAAAUCCGUAAUGUGGCCUGUUUGGGCGGAAACAUAAUGACCGGCAGUCCCAUUUCCGAUAUGAAUCCCGUGCUCACGGCAGCAGGAGCUCAAUUGGAUGUGGCGAGUUUUGUGGACGGAAAGAUCGUUAGAAGAUCGGUUCACAUGGGAACUGGUUUCUUCACGGGUUACCGAAGGAAUGUCAUCGCAGCUCAUGAGGUCCUCUUGGGCAUCCACUUCCGGAAGACCAAUCCAGAUCAGUAUAUCGUGGCUUUCAAGCAGGCGAGAAGAAGAGAUGAUGACAUUGCCAUCGUUAAUGCGGCCAUAAAUGUUCAGUUCGAGGAGAGAACCAACAAAGUGGCGGAGAUUUCGAUGGCUUUUGGUGGAAUGGCUCCCACCACAGUGUUGGCUCCUCGGACAUCCGAAUUGAUGUCUGGCCAGGAGUGGAACCACCAGUUGGUGGAACGAGUGGCGGAGAGUCUCUGCUCGGAGUUGCCUUUGGCUGCCUCGGCUCCCGGUGGCAUGAUUGCCUACCGAAGAGCUUUAGUGGUGAGCCUCUUCUUUAAGGCCUAUCUUUCCAUCACUCUGAAGUUGAGUAAAUCCGGGGUGAUAUCCUCGGAUGCUCUGCCUCCCGAGGAGCGAAGUGGCGCGGAGAUCUUUCACACUCCGGUCCUGAAGAGUUCGCAACUUUUCGAGCGGGUUUGCAGUGAUCAACCCAUUUGCGAUCCCAUCGGAAGACCCAAAGUUCAUGCUGCCGCCUUGAAACAGGCAACCGGAGAAGCCAUCUAUACGGAUGAUAUACCCCGAAUGGAUGGGGAGCUCUACUUGGCCUUCGUCUUGAGCACCAAACCUCGGGCCAAGAUCACCAAACUGGAUGCCAGUGAAGCCUUGGCCUUGGAGGGAGUGCAUCAGUUCUUUUCCUACAAAGAUCUAACCGAACAUGAGAACGAAGUGGGUCCUGUUUUUCAUGAUGAGCAUGUCUUUGCCGCCGGAGAGGUUCAUUGCUAUGGUCAGAUUAUCGGUUCCAUAGUUGCGGAUAACAAGGCAUUGGCUCAACGGGCUACAAGAUUGGUGAAAGUGGAGUAUGAGGAAUUAACCCCAGUAAUUGUGACCAUUGAACAGGCCAUCGAGCACAAGUCCUACUUCCCGGACUAUCCUCGCUUUGUGACCAAGGGAAGUGUGGAGGAGGCUUUGGCCCAGGCGGAUCACACCUACGAAGGAUCCUGUCGAAUGGGCGGACAGGAGCACUUCUAUCUGGAAACCCAUGCUGCCCUGGCGAUUCCCCGCGACUCCGAUGAACUGGAGCUCUUCUGCUCCACCCAACAUCCGUCGGAGGUGCAGAAACUCGUUUCCCAUGUCACCUCGCUUCCCUCCAAUCGAGUGGUUUGUCGAGCCAAAAGACUGGGCGGUGGUUUCGGUGGCAAGGAGUCCAGGGGUAUUUGUGUGGCUCUUCCCGUGGCUCUGGCUGCCCAUCGGAUGGGUCGCCCUGUGCGCUGCAUGCUGGAUCGCGACGAGGACAUGCUCAUCACGGGCACCCGACAUCCCUUCCUCUUCAAGUACAAGGUGGGCUUCACCAAGGAGGGUUUGAUCACUGCCUGCGACAUCGAGUGCUACAACAAUGCCGGCUGGUCCAUGGAUCUCUCCUUUUCGGUUUUGGAGCGAGCGAUGUACCACUUCGAGAACUGCUACCGGAUUCCCAACGUGCGAGUGGGUGGAUGGGUGUGCAAAACGAACCUGCCUUCGAAUACAGCCUUCCGUGGCUUUGGUGGACCCCAGGGAAUGUACGCCGGAGAGCACAUCAUCCGGGAUGUGGCCAGGAUCGUCGGUCGCGAUGUGUUGGACGUGAUGCGAUUGAACUUCUACAAAACAGGAGAUCGCACCCACUACCACCAGCAGUUGGAGCAUUUCCCCAUCGAACGAUGCCUUGAGGAUUGUCUAACCCAAUCGAGGUACCACGAAAAGCGUUUGGAGAUCGCUCGAUUCAACAAGGAGAAUCGCUGGAGGAAACGUGGAAUGGCUGUGGUGCCGACGAAAUACGGAAUUGCAUUUGGAGUCAUGCAUUUGAAUCAGGCUGGUGCCCUAAUCAACAUUUAUGGCGAUGGAUCCGUUCUACUUUCCCACGGAGGAGUUGAAAUUGGACAGGGUUUGAACACCAAGAUGAUUCAGUGCGCAGCAAGGGCUUUGGGAAUUCCACCGGAACUGAUUCACAUAUCGGAGACCUCAACUGACAAAGUACCAAAUACUUCUCCAACGGCGGCAAGUGUGGGAUCAGAUAUUAAUGGAAUGGCUGUUCUGGAUGCCUGUGAAAAGCUGAACAAACGAUUGGUUCCCAUUAAGGAGGCCCUGCCCAAAGGAACCUGGAAGGAGUGGAUCAAUAAGGCCUACUUCGAUCGGGUUAGCCUCUCAGCCACUGGAUUCUACGCCAUGCCAGGAAUUGGUUAUCAUCCGGAAACGAAUCCCAAUGCCCGCACCUACAGUUACUACACAAAUGGAGUGGGAGUCACUGUGGUGGAGAUCGACUGCCUGACUGGCGACCAUCAGGUGCUCAGCACGGACAUCGUUAUGGAUAUUGGAUCGAGUAUGAACCCGGCAAUUGAUAUUGGCCAGAUCGAGGGAGCAUUCAUGCAGGGAUAUGGGCUGUUUACUCUGGAGGAGCUCAUGUACUCCCCGCAGGGAAUGCUCUACUCCAGAGGUCCGGGGAUGUACAAGCUACCUGGAUUUGCCGAUAUUCCCGGAGAGUUCAAUGUCAGUCUGCUGACAGGCGCCCCCAAUCCACGGGCUGUCUACUCAUCCAAGGCUGUUGGAGAACCGCCGCUCUUCAUAGGAUCAGCAGCAUUCUUUGCCAUUAAGGAGGCCAUUGCUGCUGCUCGACUGGAUCAGGGAUUGAGUGGACACUUCCCACUGGAGGCGCCUUCCACCUCGGCUCGUAUUCGAAUUGCCUGCCAGGAUAAGUUCACCAAUUUGCUUGAUAUACCAGAACCAGGAAGCUUUACCCCUUGGAACAUUGUGCCUUAAAAUUGUUUUUAUUGAUUUUAAAUGUAAAUUUGUUUUUGUUCAUAGUUUUAUCGAAUAAAUGUUUGCAAACUA